Messenger RNA from Misgurnus anguillicaudatus (oriental weatherfish), 2465 nucleotides. RefSeq names its product glutamate-rich protein 6. Lineage: Eukaryota; Metazoa; Chordata; Actinopteri; Cypriniformes; Cobitidae. The record is from RefSeq and is a predicted model, not a curated record.
UCAAAGUACCGCGAGAGCGAUUCGCGAUUCUUUGACGUCAGGUGCCAAUCGGUAUGCGCAGCGCGGCAUGAAGUCUUCGGUUUGUUUUUCCUCAUUUUUCGUCAUAUUUAAACAGCUUUUUAUGCAAAACUUGUAUAUUAGCACCGACAUUUAUGGUCACUGGGUUUCAUCUGCACAACUCUUAAGGCCUCUCACAUUUCCAUGGAUACCAUCAACAUACAUUUCAUUGGACAGAAAGUAUUAUAUUUGAAAGAGAAAGUGUGAUAAGAAAAAUGGACUGCAGGUACAGUAAAACUAUAGUCCAGACCAUCUUGCAAAUACGCAUGUAGUAUGGAUGAUCAAAAGAAAUCAUAUCAGCCAGCAGAUGGAGCUUGAGUAUUUUCAAAGACUGGAAGCAUCACUAGAUCCCCGUCGUGGGCUUCCAGGUUUGCUGAGAUAUAAAAGAGAGUCCCUGGAGAAGAUGUACAGUCCUCAGCCUCAAUCUCUGAAAGACUCUCCAAUAAGCUGCCAGUUCUGUGGUUUAAAAGCUCGGCCUCCUCUAAAUAUGGUUUAUGCGGAGAUGCAGGAGGACUUCUGCUGUGAAAAGUACAAAGAGUUGUUUGACAUUGUGGUCCACGAGAGACAUCUAACAGUAAAACAUCUGGAGAAAAGUCCCAGCGGAGCUGAGCAGCCAGAUGACCUCUUGGUGGACGAAGAGCUUCAAGUUAAAGGACAAGAAAGAGGAAAAAACAGACAUCAGCUGAGAGAAAUGGAAAGAUAUGAUAGACAUUCUCAGACUAAUUUUAUGACUGCAAAAAACUAUACCACACCAGUGUCCCAUACAAAAUCUGUCAUCAGUUUCCGGCUUUCUGACUGUGCACCCACAAAGAAUGGCUGGAGAUUUGAAGACAACAUGAAUGAGGAGAGCAGCUUUAGUCUGUGCAAACAGCCUUCUACUACACCAAGGUCAUUUGAGUUUGGUUUAACUCAUCCUCAGAUUAGUUCAAGUUUGUUAGAGAAGGACUAUUCUAACGGAGCUAAAUUUCUCACUGUGUUACCAGAUGGUUCGUCACAAGUUUUCUAUCCCUCAGGAAACUUGGCCAUCAUCAUCAUCAGAAGUGAGAAGGAAAGCGUUUGUAUCAUACAUGACGACCUCCCAAAUCCCGUUUGUCCAGUCAGAGCCCUUUUUAAGUCUGAUGGCCGAGCCACGUGUUACCAUGAAAAUGGCAGCAUUUGGUUAUCUAUGGAUGUUUGGGGCGGUCAGAGUCUAGAUGAGACGGGGAGAAGACUCCGAACAUGGAGCUGGACAGACUCUGGUCAAACACCAACAAUCCUGAGACCAAUUUUUUUGUCGCUUAACAGAAAUAUAGGCGUUCGGAUUCUUGGGCGAAAGAUGGCUUUUGUCUCUUUCCUUGCACGGGGACAGCAAGCAAGGUUUAGAGUAGGAGACUGCAUUUCGUCCAAAAAAAGUAUGGCACCGCCUCCACCACUCAUAUGCGAAGAAGAGCUAGUCCUUCUUGCAUGCAGAGUUGGCCUUUACAUGGCCUUGACACAGCUACAGCAGUGCCAUGCCUUCCCAUUCGCCUCCACACACCUGCAAGUCAGACCUCCACCCUUCAUCCGCUCACUGGCCCGAAAGCUGAAGAGCCUGAGCCACAAAGUGCAAAUGGAUGAAACAAACAAGAUCUUUAUCCAGCAAUGUCUGCAAUCUUGUUUAUGAGCUCUUGUAGUUUCAGUUCAGUCAGAUGCUGCACUUAUAGAAAGCACUACAAAAUAUCCAAUUGUUGGAUUUAUGAGUUUACUAUCAACCAUAACAAUUCACUUGUUAGCACUAUCUUCACAAUCAGACAUUAAUUCUGGACUUUUUAAAGGAACUGGUUUACUGCUAUUGCUUUAUCUAGCCAAACUAAGCGUGACUCUUGUGAAAUGUAACUGGCUAGAGUUUUCAUCAUUUAGCUGAUAAUUACUUAUAAGCUGAUAAUUUGUGUUAUUUUAUUUGUUAAAUAUUACAAGUAUUUCUAAUCUAAUGCUCUUUUUAUAUAUAGAAACAUGACAAAAUCAAAAAGCUUUCAGUAUUUAUUUUCAGUAAAAAAGUCGUCUAAUAAGGCAUGUAGAGUAGCAUCAAUCACAUGUCUAGAAAGCAUGUUAAUUGUUGGGCAUUAAAUUUACUUAAUAAUCUGCCCAUUAAGAGGAAUCCAGAAUGAAGACUACAAAGUCGGAUUAGUAUGCACUUAUCCAGAUCACAUUAGGUGAAAUGUCUAAACCCACCAUUCGAUUUAAAACUACAUAUUACAACACCACUAACUACUUAAAGUUUUUCAGUAAACUGCUGCGGGUCUGAUUUUUGAAAGAUUGAUAUAUUCUUGUAAAAUACUAUGUGUGAAUACAGUUGAAACAUCAUAAUAUUGUAAUUCAAUAUUUAUUGAUGUCUGUUUUCUGUUUGCAAGCCAUUCAUUGCAAUAAAUAAACAAUGAUUUUCUGUUAGA